CAGUGUGGGAGCAGUGGGAAGUCGCUCCACGGCGUUUUUUCCUCUAUCUUUUUUGAAUGUUUUAUGACUUUUUCCAUUCCGACCACCUUCCAAUCUUGCGGCCCAGGGAUGUAUUUUUGUGGCGGCGAUUUACUCAGCAGCAUGUUUUUUGUCUGAGUGUUAACUGUGCUCCUACUUCUGACUUGCACAUCCUACCUUUUUACCCCAACACGUUUUUGUUUUUUUGUUUUUUUGUUUUUUUUUUACUUGUACUCUUUUAUUUUAUUUUUUAAAAUUUCAGUCUUCACUUCCACGGACACCCAAACUCUUAUCAGGACCGCCGGAAACGAGGAGAUAUUUUUCCCCGACACUUUCAUAAAUGUAUUGUCUUGUUUUUCACUGACUGGACCAUAUCCGUCGUCGGCGCAUGUUGGACUGAAAAGCAGUGAUGAGAUUUUAACUUGUACUUUGUGUGUGUUUUCCCUCCACCGUGCCGCUGUUCCGGCGUGCACCAGGCGUUCAUUCUGACCCAGAACAUCUCCAAAUUUUCGGGUCUGAAUUAGAGUCGCUAACACUCGGGGAAAACGACGCCGAAACCAGCCACUUCUCCUGUUGCUUUAGUGAAAACACACCGGCAGUGUGUGUGUGUGCACGCCGCUUCCUCACUCCAAGUGAAACACUGACGCCGCUUCAAAGGGGGACGCUUUCCCGUCUGAUUUGGGGGAUUUUGCUGGGAGUUUUCUCGCUAGUUUCGGACUGCGCCGGUGUGUGUUUUUUGGUGAAACAAAAAAAGAUAGCGACAUGCCACAGUUAUCAGGCGGCGGCGGCGGCGGAGGGGACCCGGAGCUCUGCGCUACGGACGAAAUGAUCCCGUUCAAAGACGAGGGAGACCCGCAGAAAGAGCAAAUCUUCGCCGAACUCAGUCACUCAGAGGAAGAGGGAGACCUGGCGGACAUCAAGUCAUCGCUGGUCAACGAGUCGGAGACCAGCCCCAACAGCAACAGCCACGAUGCAGCUAGACAGUCCCAAAUACCGCAAGACUCAUAUCACGAAAAACACAGAGACCAUCCGGAAGAUGGAAAACACCAAGACAUGUACAGUAAAGGCCAUCCGUAUCCGGGAUACCCGGGCUACAUCAUGAUGACCAACAUGAACAACGACUCCUACAUGAACAAUGGCUCUCUCUCGCCGCCCAUGCCCAGAACGUCCAACAAGGUUCCUGUGGUGCAGCCGUCCCAUGCAGUCCACCCGCUCACCCCGCUGAUCACGUACAGUGAUGAACACUUUGCUCCAGGACCACACUCUGGACAUCACCCCCAGGAUGCCAACAACAAACAAGGAAUGCCAAGGCAUCACCCUGGGCCAGACAUGCCCAACUUCUACUCCCUGUCUCCUGGAGGAGUGGGGCAGAUCACGCCACCGCUGGGAUGGUUUUCACACCACAUGGUGCCAGGCCCCCCAGGUCCCCAUGCUACAGGGAUCCCCCACCCGGCCAUUGUCAACCCACAGGUCAAACACGAGCCGCAGCAUGAUACAGACCUCAUGCACAUUUUUGACAGGAAACCCCAACACGAACAGAGAAAGGAGCAGGAGCCCAAAAGACCGCAUAUCAAGAAGCCGCUAAACGCCUUCAUGCUCUACAUGAAAGAGAUGCGUGCCAAUGUGGUUGCCGAGUGCACGCUGAAGGAGAGCGCCGCCAUCAAUCAGAUCCUGGGACGGAGGUGGCAUGCUUUAUCUCGGGAAGAGCAAGCUAAGUAUUAUGAGUUAGCCCGCAAGGAACGGCAGCUCCACAUGCAGCUCUACCCAGGCUGGUCUGCUCGAGACAAUUAUGGAAAGAAGAAGAAGCGGAAGAGGGAGAAGAUCCAGGAACCGGCUGCAGGUACAGGCCAGAGAAUGAAAACGGCGUACAUCUGAGAAAAUGGAGGAAAACGGAAUAAUUUCUCCACAUGCAAAGCAAAGGCAGCAGCUACUGGCCCUCUGCUAGAGAUGGAGGCCUGUUAGAUUCCAUGAAGACCCUUAAAAAUCUCCAAACCCAAGCCUCCAGUUCUCAGAGGAACCCCCCCCCACACACACACACCCCGCACACACACACGCACACACACACACACACGCACACACUCCCCACCCCACCUUCCCCGCCCUCCUCCUCCAGACACAUUCACGCCGCCAUCACCACCACCACCAAGAACACCUCACUGUGUUUGACUCUACUCCCUUCCUGAAGGCACUUGCUGUAGAGACACUGAACUGAACAAGACAAUCAUUAAAAGUACGAGCACCCUCACGACGACCAACCCCCCCCCCCCACGCCAACAGAAAACAUGAAUUUGACGUCUGUGUUUUUGUCAGUUUCCUUACAAUCAGCUUUAUUGCAAUCCAAGGCACUGCACUGAAAAAACUGCAGCAAUUUUGACAAGCGCACAAGUAAAACCUCUACCCUGAACCACCCAAACACUCAAAACACCCGCUCCUAAGUUAUUCUAAGUUAUUUGUCACCUCAGUUCCUUUGUAUAGUUUACUAGGCCUAAGUUCACCCCCCCCACCCUCCCCAACACCUUCCCCCUUCUCUCUAUCUCUCUCUCUCUCACUGGAUUUGAGACCGUUUGGGGUUUCGCCUGACCAAACACCUCUUUUAGACUGCACUAAGGAAGAUGGAGGGAUCUCAUCUUGUCUAAGAAACGUCCUCAAGACGCCAUUUAGUUCUUUGAUGACCAGUUGGUGCAAAAAAGGAUCAACAUUUUUGAUUUGCUUUUCAUUUUAGACUGAAUUUAAUUUUGAAUGCUUUUUUGUAUCUUGAACUCUUGUUUCAAUUUCUCUGUGUAUAUUUUAGUGAUUGUUUGUUUUUGUUUUUUUUUAUUUUUAUUUUUUUUUUAUAUAGUGGUAUAUAUGAAAAUAAGCUUUGGACACAGGAAAGCCAUUUUUCUUGUUGAAGCGUCUUGCAGAAAAUUGAAAAUUAAGGCUUCUUUUGAUAACUAUUUGUAACAAAUAGUGACCUCGAGUCUUGCUCAGAUGUAAAAUAAUGCUCAGUAUGUGUACUUUUUAAAACUGUCAGGAUAUGUCAAUUUUCUUGGUAUUUUUGCAGGCAACAUUAGGACAAAGGCGAGAGUGAUAGCUCAGAGGCCUAUAUUUUAUUGUUCUAAAUCAUGACAAAUGAAGCAGAUAUAUAUAUUUACCCCAGCACUUGGCAGUCUUUCUUUUAUUGCAAUGGACCUUUGUCUUUUCUCUCUGGUAGCUAAUAGUGUGGUCUUUAGCCAUGUUGUUUAUUCCAUGCAAGCAUCUCUGUAACAUUUUAUUGAUUUUAAUGCUCUAUUUUAGUAUUACUGGAUGAAUUCUUUUUUUAUUCUUUAUUAUAUUUUGGGUCACUGUCAUCUUGGUAUAGCACUUUGCUUCCCAAGUGGUCAUAUUUGAACUGUUUCAACAUGUUUUUUGUUUUUUAAAGAAAAAUAAAAAGGCAUCAUCGGCUCAUUUGA
Myripristis murdjan (pinecone soldierfish) is the source of this 3449-nucleotide messenger RNA. RefSeq names its product lymphoid enhancer-binding factor 1 (gene lef1). The coding region runs from base 781 to 1893 and encodes 370 amino acids. NCBI's taxonomy places the organism in Eukaryota, Metazoa, Chordata, Actinopteri, Holocentriformes, Holocentridae. Gene Ontology annotation, cellular component: beta-catenin-TCF complex; chromatin. Gene Ontology annotation, biological process: regulation of transcription by RNA polymerase II; canonical Wnt signaling pathway. Gene Ontology annotation, molecular function: DNA-binding transcription factor activity, RNA polymerase II-specific; RNA polymerase II cis-regulatory region sequence-specific DNA binding. The transcript has 11 exons. The record is from RefSeq and is a predicted model, not a curated record.